Peronospora belbahrii is the source of this 1230-nucleotide messenger RNA. NCBI's taxonomy places the organism in Eukaryota, Oomycota, Peronosporomycetes, Peronosporales, Peronosporaceae. The record is from the annotation of a GenBank genome assembly.
AUGGCGAAGUCCAACCAUGCCCGUUCCGGAGACCAAGUGGAAAAGGCAGUAAAUACCCAGAAGCAUGAAGCUGCAAAUAAUCAGGAUUGGACAAAGCCGUCGUCCAUUACGAGCUGCAGUUUGAACCCCAUGGACUUAUUUAUCUGGACAAGCAUGACCUCUUCUUCGGAGCCGCCCGAUAUUUCUUUUAUGGACUUGCGACUGUAUAAUCUAUCGGUACAUCACGUUUGCUACGUGGACGAGGAAGAUCCUGGAAAGGAACAGGAUCAGAUUCGAGCUGUAAACCCUUUUGCUGGUGUUCUCAAGACACUAACGGAGUUUGUAGCAACUGUGAUGACUAGACAACAGUCGGGAGAAUGCUCAAGUGUUGUGGUGACAUGGGAAGAUCAUCCACUAGCUACUCAUGCUCGUGCAAAGGAUGCACGGCUAGAGGUGGAAGAAAUCAACGAGGACAGAGAUUUAAAUGAUGGAGCGGUUGAAGUCGUGUCCGAGUCGUAUUCGUACGAAGUGCAAGUUUGGGUUACAGACUGGGGACUUGAUGGUCUUUGGAAUGCUGCUAAUCGAAAAGUAACGUCUUUGGAUCCAUUUCUCGUGCUUGUAGACUUGCCAUUGGAGCAGGAAAUAGGUUUUCGAGUGAGAAUGAAGGCCAAACAGACGAAGAAAUCAGUGUUGGGAUUUUUAUUGCCCAUUGAGUUUUUCACUACACAGACAGAUGGAGAAUGGAGUGACGUUGUGACUUUGUCCCCGACAAAAGACGAGGAGUUGAAAGCUAUCGUCACGUCUUUGGCAGGAAAUAAACUGUUGAUGUUGCUGCUGACAGUAUGUAUCGGGUUUAGCUGCCUUGUAGUGGUACAGCUGUACGCCCGACCCGGACUGGCAAUGACUCGACAACGAGAAUUGCUCAGCGCACAGCUGAGUCGUCGAUCACUCUCAGCGAGGAGCGAUAUCUCGAACGAGGCGGAUUGCACAGCUGCAACUGAUUACAACGUUAUUGACAGUGACAAGACGACGCAAGAGCUCGAGCAUGAGAUCCACGAUCUUCGUCAAGAGCUAUCGGAUCUUGAGGACGAGGUACGGCAGCUUAUGCUGUUCAGUGGCUGCGGCAUUGAGACGCUGACGCCACACGAACUCGAGCAUCUUGAGUGCGAGCUCACGCAUACGCUCAAGCGCAUUCGGUAUCUAAAGAAGCAUGGCUCGAUACCAGAGAUAAAUAAUUGUACAAAGGGAUAG